Myotis daubentonii (Daubenton's bat) is the source of this 2864-nucleotide messenger RNA. Its product is annotated as probable palmitoyltransferase ZDHHC11B. The coding region runs from base 1 to 1614 and encodes 537 amino acids. Lineage: Eukaryota; Metazoa; Chordata; Mammalia; Chiroptera; Vespertilionidae. The record is from RefSeq and is a predicted model, not a curated record. The transcript has 10 exons. Gene Ontology annotation, molecular function: protein-cysteine S-palmitoyltransferase activity. Gene Ontology annotation, cellular component: Golgi apparatus; endoplasmic reticulum. Gene Ontology annotation, biological process: peptidyl-L-cysteine S-palmitoylation; protein targeting to membrane.
AUGCAGAGCUGCGGAAGCCCAGCGAAGCCCUGGGAGAGCUCCAUGCAGCCUGUGAGUGAACCACGUAGUGCCCAGGAGAGACCAACCCAACAGCCUGGGGAGCCAGGCACGGCACCGGGAAGAGUCCCACACAGCACCUGUGAGAAGACCCAGCUGUGCCUGCAGGAGCCCCAGACAACACCCUGGGGAGCUCAGAGCAGCACCUGCCAGAGCCUCACCCAACACCAUGGGGAGUCUGCUGGGGCACUUGAGGCAGCCCCAAGCAUUGCCUGGAAGACCCCCAAGCAGAGCCUGCAGGGGUCCCACACCGCAUUGUGGGAAACCACCAUCAUUGGCAGCCAGAGCUCCGCCCAACACCUUCAAGAGCUUGGUAGAGGGACUGGGGGAGCCCCAAGCAUUGCCUGGGACAUCUCCAAGCAGAGCCUGCAGGGGUCCCACACCACAUUGUGGGAAACCACCAUCAUUGGCAGCCAGAGCUCCACCCAACACCUUCGAGAGCUUGGUAAAGGGACUGGGGGAGCCCCAAGCAUUGCCCGGGACAUCUCCAAGCAGAGCCUGCAGAGGUCCUACACCACAUCCUGCGAAACCACCAUCAUUGGCAGCCAGAGCUCCACCCAACACCUUCGAGAGCUUGGUAGAGGGACUGAGGGAGCCCGAAGCAACACUUGGGAGCGCUCUGGGCUUCAGUCACUGCUUUCAUUUUUGUGUCCUAAGAAGCUGGGGAUGGACUGCUGUGGCAGGAGCCAGAGAAGGGUCCUCCCAGAACCCGCAAGCAGGGCGCAGGAGACAUUGCCGCCUCGCCUGUCCAGAGUGAACGGCUGGUCGAAGCCCCUCCACGGAUACCAGGCAGUAUCCUGGGCCAUGUUUCUGACCUUGGCCUUAGCCAUGUUUGGCAUUUUUAUUCCCAUGCUGCCUGGCAUGUGGAAGUACAUUGCCUAUGGAGUGAGCGGCGGGAUGUUGUUGUUCCAUGUCAUAGUGUACCUCGUGUGUGUCUCCAUCGACCCGGGAGAGGAUAGCGUGAGGAAGAAGAUUUACAGUGAACCAGUGCCCACGUUCGACAGAUCCAAGCAACACCAUGUUAUAGAAGAUCUGUAUUGCUGCCUAUGUGGGGUCACCGUGAGCGAGAAAGCUAAACAUUGCCGGGCCUGCAACAAAUGCAUCGCUGGCUUUGACCAUCACUGCAAAUGGCUCAACAACUGUAUUGGGAGCAGGAAUUACUGGUGGUUCUUCAGCUCCUUAGCAUCCGCAUCGGCCUGGCUGCUGUGCUUUCUUUCCAUCUUGUUAUAUAUUGCUAUCCAGCAUCAGGUCGACCCAGGUGUGCUCCGCACGGAUCCCCACUACCAAAACAUCAACAGUCAGAACACUUGGCUUCUGUUCCUGCCAUAUUUCCACCUAAAGGCAAAGACCCCAGUGGUUGUGAUAAUUGCGAUGUUGGUGCUGGUGUUGAACCUCAUCAGCCUCCUGAUGAUCGGGCAACUGUUCAUCUUCCAUCUUUACCUAAUAUCAAAUGGGAUGAGCACUUACAAUUUUUGGAAUGGAAGCCACAGACGUAGCUCAGGUGCCUCAUCAAGGAACAAAAUUCCAUCACUUCGUAUACAAAUAUGGCCAGAGUAACCAGAUCACAACCCGGGUUCAUCUGCACGGAGUUCCCAGGGACACCGGGCUCAGAUCUUCCUCCAGAAGCUGAAGGACUCCAUGUCCCACAGCAGCACAUGCUGUUUCCAUGGCAGCGCUUUCUUCAGCUACCUUGUAACAUCUGUUGCCUGGAUGGGUCCUUAAUCCGAGCCCUGCAGGGAAACGGGAGACGCCAUUCGCCCCACCAGUCCCAUCGCCAUCCCACCCCCGGAGCUCCUAGACCCGGUCCCGGUCCUGGCGCCCCUCUCAGCACUGCUCUCGGGUGUAGCUGUCAAGGGCCAGUUUCUGGACUUCUCAGCACUGCAAGCAGCGGAGCUGGAGAUGUUGCCGGCUGGAGUUCUCUCCCCUCCACCUUCCUUCUUCUAUUCUCCAGCCUCCUGCCGCAGCCCCCUGCCUGCCCCUCGCUUCAGGCGCGCCAGGAUCUGCCAGCCCACGCAGAUUUUUAUGCUGCUGCUCUGCAGCCUGGUGGCCAGAGUGGCCUCCUCCCCUCAGGGGCUGCCAGCAGAUGCUUCCACCCAUGGUGGACUCCCAGCUGCCUGUGGUGAACUUUGGCUCCCUGCCACCACCUCCCCUUUCUCUGUUACCUGUGGGUCCUGCUCUGCAGCCCCCCGGUUUGGCUGUGCAGCCUCCACCGACUUCUGGGGUGCUGCCUUUACCUGCCAGGCCCUUCUCCGCUAGCUUGGGGCAAGCCGAGCUUCACCCAGUAGAACUAAAGUCGUUCCAGGAUGAUCGAAAACUGAGCAGCAACCUCAGGGGAGCCGGGGCAUCAUGUACUCCCCCAGCUGGAAGGUCUUCCUCUGGCCUCAGUUCCCAUCCCAAAGCCCCACCCUCCACUCUAGCGAUGCCUUCUGUGCCCAGCACAUCGACCUUCACCAGCAGGCCUCCCCACCUGACUCCCUACACUGGAUGCCGAAACCUUGGGAGCAGACAGGGCCACCUUCCUGAGAAGGGUCUUCCGACCGACCGGCAGAAGAGCCUGGGUCCCCAGGGGACAAGGAGCCUAGGUUGCCUCCACCCUGCUGAAGGAGUUCCCCUUGCCUGUACCCCCGCACCCCCGGCCUUUUAUGUAAAUUAUCAAUACAUAAGGGGAAAAGGGAUGGGUGGAAGGGGUUGUGGGGCUGGGGCCUCGCUUCCCCUCCUCCCUGCUCCCCUGGUCCCCAUCCCUGGGGCCAUUUGUUUAAAAAAUAUUAAUAAUAAAAUAAUUUUUAAAAUUAAAAAAAUAAAAUCAU